GUGAGGACAGGGUGUUUGGGGCCUUGUCAGUGGCACAGAAGCUUGUUCUGGGCCGUAGGCCUCUGCGUGGACCAGAUGGGGCAGCCAGUGGCCAGGCUGGUCCCCCUCCUCCUUCUCCUGCUCCCCCAGCAGGGCGCUGAAGCCUGCGGUACCAGCGAGUGCUGUUUUCAGGACCCACCAUAUCAGGAUGUAGAUUCAGGAUCUUCUCUAGGCUCAGCCUUGGGCCCCAGGAACCUGAACUGCUACCGGAUAUUUGGUGCUGGUUAUGAAUGCUCUUGGGAGUAUGAGGGCCCUGCGGCUGGGGUCAGGCACUUCCUGAGGUGCUGCCUUGGGCCCAAGCGUUGCUGCUACUUCGCUGCAGGCUCGGCCACCAAGCUGCAAUUCUCUGACCAGGAUGGCGUAUCUGUGCUCCAUGCUGUCACACUCUGGGUGGAAUCGUGGGCCAUCAACCGGACAGAGAAGUCGCCUAAGGUUACCCUGAAGCUCUAUAGCUCUGUUAAAUAUGACCCUCCGCCAAGAGACAUCAAGGUGUCAGGGUCAGCAGGGCAGGUGCGCAUGGAGUGGGAGACCCCAGCCCGCCAGGAUGGUGCUGAGGUACAGUUCCGGCGCCGGACACCUGGCAGCCCAUGGAAGCUGGGUGACUGUGGACAUCAGGAUGAUGCUGGCUUCGAGUCAUGCCUUUGUCCCCUGGAGAUAGACGCAGCCCAGGAAUUUCAGCUACGGAGGAGGCGGCUUGGGCCAGGGGCCCCAGGAAGUCCCUGGAGCAGCUGGAGCAGCCCCGUGUGUGUCCCUCCUGAAAUCCCCCCACAGCCCGACGUGAGGUUCUUGGUGGAGCCACUUGGCCCAGAUGGGAGGAGGCAAGUGAAUCUGCAUGGGCAGCUGCCCCAGAUCCAGCUUCCAGAAGGCUGCCAAGAGCCCAAGUCUGGCGCAGAGGUGACCUACCGCCUCCACCUGCACAUGCUGUCCUGCUCGUGUAAGGCCCAGGCCACGAGGACCCUGCGUCUGAGGACAAGGCUCAUCCUCUCGGGCGCUGCCUAUGACCUGGCUGUCAUCUCCUGGAAUCGCUUUGGCCCCGGCCCCAACCAGUCAUGGCAUAUUCCUGCCCAUGUGCACACAGAACCAGGAGCUCUGAAUAUCAGUGCUGAGGCCAAUGGGACCACUAUGCAUUGGCCAGCCCAGGCCCCGGGCCUGACGUACUGCAUCGAGUGGCAGCUCCAUGGCCAGGAUGGAAGCCCUGCCACCUGUACCCUGACUGUGCCUGAAGACUGGGACCAUCCUGGAACAGCAACCCACCACUGGAGCCCAGCGUCUGGGGCAAUGGGGCAGAAGGCCUGUUACCUUAUCAACAUUUUUGCCACUGCACGCCCGGAGAAGCCCAGCUCAUGGUCUAGCGUCCUGUCUACCUAUCACUUUGGGGGCAAUGCCUCGGUGGUGGGGAGUCCACAGCACAUAUCGGUGAAAACGCUUGGCCCAGACUCUGUGUCUGUGGACUGGACGCCGUCCCUGCUGAGCACCUGCCCCGGUGUACUGAAGAAGUAUGUCAUACGCUGCCAAGAUGAGGACAGCAACCAGGUGUCUGAGCUGCCUGUGAAGCCCACAGAGACCCAGGUCACCCUUGGUGGUCUGCGGGCUGGCUCAACCUACAGUGUGCAGGUGCGAGCAGACACAGCGACACUGAGGGGCGCCUGGAGUCAGCCCCAGCACUUCUACAUAGAAGUCCAGGUUUCCAAGUUGUUCGAUUUGUCCAUUGUCCUCAUAUCUCUGGGGAGCUUCCUGAGCAUUCUCCUCCUGGGCGUCCUUCUAUACCUCAGCCUGAACAGAGUCUUGCGGCAUCUGUGCCCACCCCUGCCCACACCCUGUGCCAGCACUGCUGUCGAGUUCCCCAGCAGCCAGUGGAAGCAGGCUUGGCAGUGGCCCAGCCCAGCAGACUUCCUGGAGGAGGAGGAGGAGUCCCCGAAACAAGCUCUGGUGGUGACCAUGCCCUGGGACAAAGGUGACGGGGCUGACCUGGACAUGCCUGGGCCUUUCAAGGACAAGAUGGAGCUACCUCAGAGUGCCCCUGAGCCAGCCCUAGAUACAGAGCUGCCCUUGGAGGACAGGAGACGGGUUCAAGGAUACCCCAAGGCUGGAAGUCUGGGACUCAGUGGGCAGGACAGUCUGGAGGGCAGCCCUGCCCAGGUGGCUGCACUGCCCCUACUCCUGGGAGACCUAAUGCAGAGACCCAGGUCCGGUGGCCCUCAGCAUGUGAGCCUGGAGGCCUGAAGGAGAAAAGGGAACGUCUACUUCAUAUGGACAGGAAGACUGACGAUCGCAGUCACAGCGGCUGAUUACUAAAUGCUUAUUGCAUAGUCAGACUGUACUGUCCAGACACUCGCAUGAUGUCUGAGGUACAUGGCUGUCCUGUUUUACAGAUGUGACUACUGAGGUGCAGAGAGGGCGAGUGGCUGACGUGAAGCCACAUAGCACAGGCGAGAGUCAAACUCCAGCCAAGUGACCCAGACCCCAUUCCCACAUCCCAGACUCUGCCACCAUUGCCCCGCCCCCCUACUCUGUCCAGCACCUGUUGCGACAUGUCCUGUGAGGGGAACCCUAAAAAUCACCAUGAAACAGAAGCUGCUACACAAGGCUGGGCCUGAUAUCCAUGGGGCAGGGACAGGCACUGUCAUUGCCUGUUGGGGUGGAAUAAACUAGAGGGUGGCCCAAAGGAGGCAACAUUGAUCCCAGGGCCCUGGGCUGGGUGUCUGAUCCCGCAGCACUGGAUGCGGAGUCUGGGUGUUCGGCUCCUCACCACACUACAGGGGCUCCAGGCUUAAAGGAUCUAGGUGGGGAGAAAAGAAGGGGGUCUCUAACAUUCUGUGGGAGAUGAUGGCCCCUUCCCUGGCCUGUCUCUUCUCCUGUAAGAUGGGGGUGUUGAUAAUGUUGACCCCUUGCCGAGCUGUUAGGGGGUCUAAGCCUUAAUAAAUGAGCCUU
Pteropus alecto (black flying fox) is the source of this 2970-nucleotide messenger RNA. It is a transcript of the gene IL12RB1, whose product is annotated as interleukin 12 receptor subunit beta 1. Gene Ontology annotation, molecular function: protein binding; cytokine receptor activity. Gene Ontology annotation, cellular component: external side of plasma membrane. The record is from RefSeq and is a predicted model, not a curated record. Bases 76 to 2262 code for a protein of 728 amino acids. NCBI's taxonomy places the organism in Eukaryota, Metazoa, Chordata, Mammalia, Chiroptera, Pteropodidae. The transcript has 16 exons. Gene Ontology annotation, biological process: cytokine-mediated signaling pathway.